Messenger RNA from Calypte anna (Anna's hummingbird), 1247 nucleotides. RefSeq lists its product as uncharacterized. The transcript is spliced from 3 exons. Bases 1 to 609 code for a protein of 202 amino acids. NCBI's taxonomy places the organism in Eukaryota, Metazoa, Chordata, Aves, Apodiformes, Trochilidae. The record is from RefSeq and is a predicted model, not a curated record.
AUGCCGGCCGGCGGCGGAGCGGAGCGGACCUGCGGCACCGAGAAAGCAGCGGAGGCGAGCGGAGCCUGCGCGGCGCGGGGUGCGCUCUGCGCCGCGGCAGCGGCGGCGGCGGGAGCCGAGCCCGGCGCCACGCGUGACGGCCCCGCCCACGGCUCCCCUCCGCUCCACUCUCCUGGCCGUGGAGUGCUGAGGCGCUGCCUGGUGGCGGGGUGGACUAGGGAGGCAAUCACUCACCCACCCCUCGGCUCCCCGGGAGGUGGCGGCGCAGGAAGCGCCUCGGGAAAAGCGAACGCCGGCGAAGCCGCGGCUCUUCCAGCGCCCGUGUGUGUGUGGCGGCGCCGCUGCCCCGUUACUUUCCCGGAGCACCCUCCGAACAUAGGGCAGGAGGCGUCCCUCUCCCGUGGGAGGGCUGCUGGAAUGGUGGCGGGACAAUGUCUUCCCCGGGAUGCCGUAACAGAGCAGUUGGACCGGGCAGGAAGAGUCUCCGGGCGUCCCACUCUCUGGUGCGGGCGGGCCUGGCGUCUGCUUCUGGGGGAAAGGGAGCCUUGUGCGCCAAAGAUCAGAACACACAUCUCCAAAAAUUUGAGGUGCUCUAAGUGGGUGGAGUGAGACUCCGGAACAAAACACCUCAUCUCCCCACAACAUGUCUGCUCAGGCUGCAGAGCCCGUGUUCUGCUGUGGCUAAAGGCCCAGCUAAGGAAGAUGUUACAGAAAUGAGUUACCUGUGAGCUGCCCUGGAGGGAACGGGAACGGCAUUCACCUCAGGAAAGAGGAAGCAGGGACAUGUUACGGUGUGUAUCUCAUAUUUGACACCACAUAGAAGGAGAGCUCAUCAGUGCUACCUGUGAAGUGUUUUCUAAAAGAGGAAUGAAAACAAGGAACUGAAAGUUGACAUGAAGAGAAAGGCUCUCACCUCUGAGAAGCUGAAAUUCAUCAUGCCUGGACCCUGGUUUUUGUUAUAUUCACAGAGGUCUUUUGCUUUGUAGGCCUCAAAAACCAGCACAGCUGGUAUGCAGUAGGAUUGCAUAGCUAAGGGAUGGAGAAUUAGUAGUAUAUUUAAGUUGUGGUAUAGCCCACUAAUGGAUGAGCUGUAUUAUUAGGUAUUUCAUUAACUGAAUGACUGUACUGACAAGAACUGACUAAUUGUCUGUCUUCCAGGAUAUGAGGUAUCUCAAGGAUAGGACAAGUUCCCAAGACAUUAGAGUAAUAAAUCUAAAAUGCAUUAGUGGAAAAUAUAAAAUAUUAAA